This is a messenger RNA of Trypanosoma grayi, 889 nucleotides long. Its product is annotated as putative expression site-associated gene (ESAG) protein,putative. The annotation marks the transcript as partial. The transcript has a single exon. The record is from RefSeq and is a predicted model, not a curated record. NCBI's taxonomy places the organism in Eukaryota, Euglenozoa, Kinetoplastea, Trypanosomatida, Trypanosomatidae.
AUGACCCUUGUGCGAGUUGCGUCCACAGUGGUGCCGCUACCCAGCUUUCUGCAACUUGUCGUAGUGGUGGUUUGCCUUGUCGUUUCCGCUGAUGCUGCUGUUGGUGCUGGUUUUGGUGGCAGGGGCGUGAAAGGCAACGCCGUAGUGGGGCGAAGUGGCGGCAGGGGAUUGGCGGCGUCGAGUGGUAGAAAUGGAAGGGACGUUGUUGGUGGGGUACUGCACACACAGAAACGGGGUGCCACUGCGAAGCAAAGAGCGCGUCUUAUAGACCAAGUGCAUCUGCAGCGUCCCCACACCGGCACGGUGACGGUUCUCUCACUUCUACAGUCUCCUUAUCUGCCUGCGUAUGUGCUGAAUGCUAUUAACGCGGGGCUGAGCGCAUCGAUGUAUUCGCGUAACUCCACCACUCAAAGUGGGACGAAAAUCGAAAUUGUUAUGCCCACUGACGACUCUCUGACAGCACGUGACCACAUCGACUACGCCGCGAAAAAAAAUGACAAAAUACUUGCUGUCCUUGGCCCAGUAGGAGAUACAGAGACACUUCUGGCUAUUCCUUCCCUCAAACGGCAUAAUCUGGUUGCUAUAUCACCGUUAUCAGGGUCAAGCGAGGUGCGGCAGUGGAAUACACACCUCUACUUUCUCCGUCCGGAUCCUUCUGCUGAGCUGCUGACCCUCAUACGUUACGUUGUUACAUACCUGCGUGUGCGGCGACUAGGGUUCAUGUACCUGCAGAAUGUUUCGUUUGGCGAUGCUGAGUACGAACUUACUGAGAUUACGCUCUCUCGGAUGGGCUACACUCUGAGCGGUGUGUUCACUGUGGAGAGCUCUGUGGCUGGCUCUGCUGAAGAUGCCGCGUUCAGCGCUGCGUGGGAGACGUUCGCCGAUACUC